Spinacia oleracea (spinach) is the source of this 762-nucleotide messenger RNA. RefSeq names its product pentatricopeptide repeat-containing protein At2g03380, mitochondrial. The transcript has a single exon. The record is from RefSeq and is a predicted model, not a curated record. Gene Ontology annotation, biological process: RNA modification. Gene Ontology annotation, molecular function: protein binding; RNA binding. The coding region runs from base 1 to 762 and encodes 253 amino acids. Lineage: Eukaryota; Viridiplantae; Streptophyta; Magnoliopsida; Caryophyllales; Amaranthaceae.
AUGAUAAUGAUGAUGACAUCUAUUGUGAACGGAGUCCUGAGAAUCUAUGUAGAUCAUUGCUGCAUUACUGAUGCAAUGAUGCUAUUUGAUGAGUUGGUUAAACCAGAUGUAGUAACCUGGAACAUUAUCAUCUCUGCUUUGGGUGGUAAUGGAUUCAUCAAUCAUGCUUGGAACUACUAUGAGAAGUUGUUAGAUUUGGAAAUCAACCCUAAUUCACACACAAUUAUUGCUAUUCUUAUUGUUUGCAAGGAUGAAUCUUAUCUUAAUCUGGGUCGUUCUUUACAUGGUUAUGCGAUGAAACAUGGGAUUGAAGUAAAUACAAGCAUAGAAUUGCCAACUGCACUCGUAGAGAUGUAUAUGAACUGUGCUGAUGAGGCAACUGCUAGGAGUCUAUUUGAUAGGUGCUCAAACAGAGAUGUAAUAUUGUGGAAUUCUUUGAUUGCCAGUUAUGUGAGAAAUAACCUCACUAAUGAAGCUCUGUCACUUUUUAAGCUGAUGAUCUUGGAACAAGAACCUGAUUCCGUUACAAUAAUAUAUAUUCUCUCAUCAUGUGUUGAAGUAGCUAGUCUUCCUUUAGGCAAAUGCCUACAUGCUUACACAAUACGUAAAGACUAUUUAGGAGGCUUGAACUUGUCACUUGCAAAUGCGUUGUUAUCAAUGUAUGCAAGAUGUGGCAGUAUGCAGAAUGCUGAGAAGAUUUUUGAAAGAAUACAACACAAGAAUAUAAGCUCAUGGAACGCCUUGGUGGCCGGCUAUGGUUGA